Myxocyprinus asiaticus (Chinese sucker) is the source of this 6538-nucleotide messenger RNA. Its product is annotated as protein FAM83H-like. The coding region runs from base 155 to 5536 and encodes 1793 amino acids. Gene Ontology annotation, molecular function: keratin filament binding. Gene Ontology annotation, cellular component: keratin filament. The record is from RefSeq and is a predicted model, not a curated record. The transcript has 6 exons. NCBI's taxonomy places the organism in Eukaryota, Metazoa, Chordata, Actinopteri, Cypriniformes, Catostomidae. Gene Ontology annotation, biological process: positive regulation of cell migration; protein localization to cytoskeleton; intermediate filament cytoskeleton organization.
UGUGCGCGCGUGCGUGUGUGGCAGAGAUGUGCGUAUCCUUCUGCAAUCGAGUGAAAGUUACAGCGUCGGUCGCUCGUCAUGACGGUCAUACAUCCAUGAAAGUAUUUCAUACAGUAAAACAAGGGAGGAAACUUCACUUUAAAGUGGUUUAAAUAUGGCCCAUCGGUCCCAGUGCUCCUCAGCGGGGGACAACCCCCUGGACCCCAACUAUCUGCCCCUUCACUAUCGUGAGGAAUACCGAAUGGCUAUUGAUGCCCUGAUUGAUGCUGACUUAGAGGGAUACUAUGGAUUCCUUCAGGAAGCAGAUGUGGUUGAUUUCUUAUCCCAUCCAGAGAUUGAGUAUAUCAAAUGCAUGGUGAAGGCUCCGCAUCAACAGACAGCCCAACCAGAAAAGAGAUACAUGGCUGAAGAUGCAGAUGGCUCGUCCGACACCUACUGGCCGGUUCAUUCAGACCACGAUGCUCCAAGCCUUGACUUAGGCUGGCCACAGCAGUACAUAUUUGUUGGACCCACAGAGGUCACCACAUUGGUCAACCCAUCUGAGCCUGAGAUGCCCAGUAUCAAGGAGCAAGUCCGCAGAUUGAUCAAGAGUGCACAACAAGUUGUUGCCGUGGUGAUGGAUAUGUUUACAGAUGUUGAUAUCUUUGCCGACAUCCUUGGCGCAGCAAUGCGUGGUGUAGCUGUUUAUAUUCUUCUUGAUGAACUGAAUGCUCACCAUUUUGUUGCAAUGGUGAACAACUGUAGGGUGAAUCUGGAUGAGAUAAAAUUCAUGCGAGUAAGAACUGUGUCUGGCAGUACUUAUUUCUGCCGCACAGGUAAGUCUUUCAAAGGCCAGAUGAUGGAUCGCUUCAUACUGGUAGACUGCAGGGCUGUUUUAAGUGGCAACUAUAGCUUCAUGUGGUCAUUUGAGAAAAUACAUCGCUGCCUAGCACAUCUGUUUCUUGGACAGCUUGUGACUACUUUUGAUGAAGAGUUUCGGAUUCUGUUUGCCCACUCAGAGCCACUAGUAGUUGAAAAUGUUUUGGCAAAUAUGCCACACUACAGCAGUGAGCAAGGAAGUUACCACAACACAGAUAAGACACACAUGCUUAAGAGAGAAUAUCCAACUGUGGACAUGGAAUGGACUGAAUAUCCUGCAGAGGGCUAUAUGAAUGCUGGUCACAAAAUGCUACCCUUUAGGAGGGGUGAAUCCAUCCAAACUGCAGUAGAGGAAAAUCCUUCUGUUCAGAGGCACAAGAAUCUGUAUGCCACUCAACAAUUUCGUGGGGACCAUCAAUUAAUAGAGCAUGGAAGACAAAUAAAAGGGCCAACUGAUAUAGCUAGCUUCAAAGACGUACCUAAUUAUGAAUACAUGCCCCCUCAAAAUCAUGCCACAAUUAGAGGCAAACAGUACAAGGAGGGAGUAGUGGCCCAGGGCACCCACUUUGCAAGGGAACCAUGUUUUUACCAACAGGGAACUGGAUUACAGCCUGGUUAUGACAUGUAUGGCAGGAUUAGAGGCCAAGGCUACCAUGUAGAUCAGUUUUCAGGGUCUGGCUACCCUCAUGAGGGAGAUGAGGCUGGACCACCAGGUGAUUAUGAUCAUGUUCAACGAUACUUGCAGUCUCACUCUCCUAUGGAGGAAGGACACGGUGCCAGGAAUUUAUUGCCGCCUGUGCAAUCUAAUCUCAGGAGACAUAACAAGGGUCAGUCUUAUGCUUGUCAGACCUCCCCAACACAACCAAACCUACCAGACCAGAAACGUUUCUUCAAUGUUAACCACAAACCACAGGAUAUGAGCCAAAAGCAGGGGCUGCGAGAUUGGAGGAUCAGCUCUUACCUUAGUGCAUAUGAUGAUGCAGGAGAAGUGGAUUCGUCUGAACUUGAAGGAUCUGACUCGUGUGAUAACGUUCCUUAUUUUAUGCAGGAAGGGUCUUGUGGCCCUGUAGGUGCCAAAAUCAGACCAGGUAACAGGGAGUUUAACAGGAUAUCUUCAUCUAGGGAAAAUCCCACAUUUCUCCAGAUUCAAAACACUUCCGCUCUGCUUGACAGUUCAGUUAACCACCCAGCAGGCAUAUCACAAACAAAUAUCAAAACAACGCCUACAACAACUUCAGAGUCAUCUUGCAACACUGAGGGUGGCAAAGUAGAGGAGACACAUAACAGAGAACCUAAAGAGACCAAUCUGAUUAUUGAAGAGUUCCACAGGAAGAAACCCACUCGCACUGUCCAGAGCUCCAGACUAAGAUACUCACAAAUAUUCAAUUCAAAUUUGGAGUUGAAUACUUCGGAGAUGAAAGAUACUUUAGGAGAAAAAGAUGGAGAUGAGACUUCAAAACUUUCAGCUCGUGUGUCACAUUGGUUGGAUAAAAGAAGGUCUAGCACAAGAGAGCCUUUUCAGUGGAGCAGUUUUGCAAGGUCAGCAACCGUUGAUAACCCAGUCAUGGAGUCUGCACACUCUGAGGAAGUACUGAACAAAGUUUGUGCAAAUUCUGAUGUAAAUAAUGUUGAGAACUCCCAAAAUUCACAAAAGAAUACAAUAAAGGGCCCUCUGCAAGAGAAAGAUCUGCCUGAACAAGUACAAUCAGCAGUUUUUGAAGGAAAUAGCCAAAGCGAUGAAUGGGCAUCAAAAGUAUUUCAAAGGUCAACUUCUUUCAUAGACAUGAAUGAUCCUGACUGUAGACUGAGGUAUUUCAAAGAGUUAGCUGCCAAACGUAAAGCUGAACUUACAGCAGCCAAAGCUUCUCAAAGCGAUCUCGGUAAAUCCCCCCAAAAGUCUGAUGCACCUGAGAAACUUUUUACUAGUAACACAGUUAAAAAGGCUGGACCUGUUUUCAAGGCCCCAGCAACCUUAGUUAAGUCAUCAAAUGCCACCCUCAGAGCACCAGAGAAACAAGAAACUCUUGAUAACCCUGAAUGUGGGGAAUCUAGGGAAGACCUCUCGCAUAGAGCCACAGAUGCUGAAAAAAUUCGAUUGAAGAAAAAAAUUGCAGAAGAGUCUGGCUCAUCAACUCACAUUUUAAAUGUCUGUAUACAAAAGCAUGUAUGUGAUUUUUCUGCUGACCCCAUUGCAACAAAAAGUGUACAUUCCCAAAAAACCCUUGCAGUGGGGGCAGAUAUACAACACCCUGCUGCAACAGACACAGACUCUUCUCAGCAGGCCACUGCAGCAGACACAGACUCUUCCCAGCACCCCAAUGGAACAGACACAGACUCUUCCCAACACCCCUCUGCAACAGACACAGACUCUUUUCAGCACCCCAGUGCAAAAAACACAGACUCUUCCCAGCAGGCAACUGCAACAGACACAGACGCUCCACAACAGCCCUCUGCAACAGAAAGUGUGCAUUCCCAAAACCCCACUGCAAUGAGUGCAGACUCUUUCAAACAGCAAACCACAAUGGGCGCAUACUCUUUCCAACAGCCCAAUGUAGCAGAAAGCGAAUUUUCCCAACACCCCACUGCAACUGGGACAGACUCUUUCCAACAGCUAACUGCAAUGGAAGAACACUCUUCCCAACAGCCUACUGCUGCAGAAAGUGAAUCUUCCCAACAACUCACUACAAUGAGGACAGACCAAACUUCAAAAGGAAAUGAACUUCCCCAGCCCCCCACUGCAACUGGUCAAGACUCCUCCAAAGAUUCCCCUACAAUGGGGGCAGACUCUUCCCAACAGCCCACUGCAACGGACACAGACUCUUCCCAACACCCCAUUUUAACAGACACCAAAUAUACAGAUCAUCCAACUGCAACAGACACUGACUCUUCCCAGCACCCCAAUGCAACAAACACAGUCUCUUUAUAUCACCCCACUGCAAAAGACACAGACUCUUCCCAACACCCAACUGCAAUAGACACAGAUGCUGCCCAACAUCCCACUGCAACAGACACAGACUCUUCCCAGCUCCCCAGUGCAACCGACACAGACUCAUCCCAACACCCCACCGCAACAGACACAGACCCUUCUCAGCACCCCAAUGCAACAAACACAGACUCUUCCCAGCAGGCCAUAGCAACAGACACAGACUCUUCCCAACACCCCACUGCAACAGGGACCGACUCUUCCCAACAUCCCACUGCAACAGACACUUCCCAACAAUGCAUUGCAAAAGACACAGACUCUACCCAACACUACACUCUGAUAUGCACAGACUCUUCCCAGCACCCCAAUGCAACCAACACAGACACUUCCCAACACCCCACUGCAACAGACACAGACUCUUCCCAGCAGGCCAUUGUAACAGACACAAACUAUUCCCAACAGCCACCUAUAAUAGACACAGACUCCUCCCAACACCCUGCUGCAACAGGGACUGACUCUUCCCAACACCCCACUGCAACAGAUGCUUCCCAACAAUGCAUUGCAAAAGACACAGACUCUUCCCAACACCACAGUGCAAUAGACACAGACCCCUCCCAGUAUACCCAUGCAACUGACAGAGACUCUUCCCAACACCCCAGUGCAACAGACAUAGACCCUUCCCAGCACACCAAUGGAAGAGGUCACAUAUUGUUCCUGACAGGCUCAGUGAGCACAUCUAUACUUGAAACUAACUCAGAGAAAAUUCUCGUGACCCCAGUAGCUUGCACCAUUCAAAAUGCUGAAGUCAAAUCCCCUGAACAUGGUCCAGCAGAUGACAGUGCAUCAUGUCUUAAGAUAACCUUGCCCAUUGACACCACUUCAUCAGAAACAAGCCUGUCACAAGAACCCAGGUCACCUAACAUGAAUGAGCAAAAAGACAACAGAGUUUGUCAAGUCUUGAGCAAACAAGGACCUAUCCCAGCUGUUAACAUUACUCAAACAGACAGCAGCAUAUCUUUAAAUACAAUCAUCACAGACUUAGGUUCCUCGGCUGAACAUUCCCAAUCUGAUUCUUUGGCACCUUGUGCUUCCUUAGAGAGCAGUUCGAAUUUUAAUUCUGAUACAGCAAAACCCUGUUUACAGAGUGAUGAUAGCCAAUUGGAACUAAAUUCUUCCCCCAACCACACACAAGCUCAAGCUAAAUCACCUAUACCUCCUGUGAUAAAAGACACUAACAGUUGUGAAAAUGACCGAAAGCCUGAGAAAAACAAGGAGAUCAUUGAUGAGCAACCUCAGAGGCAUGACACUUCAGCUAGACCCGCAGGCCUUGAGGUAGCUGAGGUUUCUGCAACACCAGAGACAGAAAACUCUGUGACAGACUUUGCAGUGGUGUCCGAAAAAUCAAAAUGUGACUUGAUUGUACACAAUGAUGCAGAAAAUCAGUCUUCUGUUACAGAGAAACCAAAAUUGAUUCUACCCACCCAUCAGUCAUCUACUGCAAAUGUUCUCUCAUUCAGCAACCUUAGAGAUGACACCAAAGUUCUUUUAGAACAAAUUUCAGCAAAGAACCAAAGCAGAGCAUCCCAGUCCAAACAGACUUUUGAAACCAAAGAGGGUGAGGUUAACUCUGCAGAUAAAAAUUCAGGAAGGCCCUGGUCAUCCAAGGCUACAGCAGAAGACCGGGCGAAGUUACUACAAAAGAUGGAUGUACUGCGUAAAGAGAGAAAGGUCUACAGUCGUUUUGAGGCUACAUAAAUUGGGACUAAACCUUUGGAAGAGUGGCUCCAGUUUUGGACAAUGAAAGGAAAGCAAUUUGUACGUAUUUUCCUCCAGCCUUACCUCAUUACUGUGAACCUGCACACUUCGGUCAGAGUAUCUCACAACACGUAAUUCGAACAAAUAGCACCUCCUACCUUGACGGAGUGGAAACCAAUGCAAGACUUGACAAGACUGAAAUUAACUCUUGCACUAGCCCUGAACUCAAGAGCAGCUAUGCAGAUGGACUGUGUGACAGAAGACCAGACCACAUCCACUUCCUGCUUGAAUAAGGUUCAGAGAGGGCUGGUAUUUCCUAUUGUAUAGUGAAACGCAUAGCUGAUGACAUUGUAAUUAUCUGGAUUUCUAUAUCCAGAAAUUGUGAUCUGAUCUCCAAUUAUUUUCAGAUGACACAAACAACUAUUUACUAUGUAAAUACAGUAGAAACAAGCAACAAGUUUAUUAUGUCUGUGUAUUUGAGUUAAGUACAUCUUAAAUGAUUAAAUCCGAAAGACAAAAUAAUUUUAUGGAAAAAAGAGAUCACAGUUUAAAACUUGUCAUAUUCUAAGAUAUUUGGUACAUUAAUGUGAAAACAGGAGACACCAGUCUGACACAAUUCACUUACUGUGAAAUUAAAAUAAAAUGUGCAGUUUUGUGAGUAGAGGAUGAGAUAAUGAUAUUGAUUUAUUUAAACUGUGAAGUAUGUUUGUAAAGAGUUGUUUUUUGACAAGGGUUCACAGGCUGGACUUUGUGAACUGCAUUUGAAGAGAACCAAUAAUGUCUUAAAAAUCUGUUUAUGUUGCCGUCCCUUCCAAAAGUUGUAAGUUUGAAUUAUGUUCAAAGCAGAGUGAGGUCUUUUACACUGACAUGAAAAAGAAAAAAAAAAAAGGUAGAACAUAGGACAUGUUCCCCAAAUAUCAAUGUAAUCUCUACUGAUUAAGUAUUGAACCAAAUAUGUAUGCUAGGAAGGGAUUUGUUAUCAAGAAAAAGCAUAAUAUCUGA